Molecule: messenger RNA, 308 nt
Organism: Drosophila nasuta
Lineage: Eukaryota; Metazoa; Arthropoda; Insecta; Diptera; Drosophilidae
Exons: 1
Coding region: 40-219 (59 amino acids)
Source: RefSeq, a predicted model, not a curated record
ACCUGCAGCAACAAUCUGACAUCGCAAUCCACUUGAGACAUGGCUGUCAUACGCUUCAGUAGCUUCUUCACCUGGCUGGCACUCGCACUGCUCGCGUUGAGCGUCACCUCUACGUUCGCCACGCCCUUUGACGAGCGACGAUUCAAUCGACGCCCACAACCGAAUGGAGCGCCUCUUCGUAUACCGGGCACGCCACCAUUCAAUCCCAACGGCAAAUAAAAUUGGCAAACUACUUCUGCUAAGUUUUGUGAAUCUCUUGUGACCAGAGGGCAAUAAGUUUCAAUUAAAUCAAAGCACUCGAAUAAUAA